Molecule: messenger RNA, 2418 nt
Organism: Spea bombifrons (plains spadefoot toad)
Lineage: Eukaryota; Metazoa; Chordata; Amphibia; Anura; Pelobatidae
Product: solute carrier organic anion transporter family member 1B3-like
Exons: 17
Coding region: 125-2368 (747 amino acids)
Biological process (GO): transmembrane transport; sodium-independent organic anion transport
Cellular component (GO): membrane
Molecular function (GO): protein binding
Source: RefSeq, a predicted model, not a curated record
AGGACAUAAUGGUUUAGGACUGAAAGCAAACACGCCGGUGCCUGUUUGCCCUGGACACGCGCAGGUUAAUGAUUAGAGCCCCAGCCACAGACCUGGAGCCGGCAGACCGCUCUGGGACAAGCUGAUGGAGAGACCCCCUGAGGCAGCAUUAAACAUGACCGUAGAGAAGGAGUCCAACGAACUGAACAACCUGAACCCGACCCAACCCAACCCGAAAAAUGAAGAAGAGAAAGUCCCCCCGAAGACGGCGGCCAGAUGUGAUCCACUUAAGGAAAUCCGUGUUUCCUCCCCGAUUAAUCCGCGUAGUCUGUACAAAGAGAGGUUUAUCCUCAGAGGGGGGCGAAACUGUGAAUGGGGAGCAGCCAAUCGGAUCGCUGUGCGAAACGCGUCGGCGCCGCGCAUUCUAAUCCCCGCUCUGUUGCAGCUGUUUUUGGCGGCGCUCUGCUUCACUUAUUUUGCCAAAGCCUUCUCCGGGAGUUACGUGAAAAGCUCCCUCACUCAGAUCGAGAGGAGGUUCGACUUGCCCUCGUCCACGGUGGGAAUGAUCGACGGGAGCUUCGAGUUCGGUAAUUUGUUAAUGAUCGCCGUCGUCAGCUACUUUGGAGCCAAACUCCACCGGCCGCGGAUUAUCGCCGGCGGCUGCCUCAUCAUGUCGGUGGGAAGCUUCCUGACGGCCACGCCGCAUUUCUUCAUGGGGCAAUAUAAAUAUGAAUCGUUACGGACGCAGCCGGCCGCACAGAGUAAUUUGAGCGCCGGCGUCUCGCCGUGCCUGGCCAAUCGGACGCUCGAGGACCUGCAGUCAGACUGCGGGAAAGAAACGCGCUCAUACUUGUGGGUUUGUAUGUUAAUUGGAAACUUGUUACGAGGUAUCGGAGAGACGCCAAUCACCCCGCUGGGAAUCUCCUACCUCGACGACUUCUCCAGGCCGGAGAACACUCCUCUGUACAUAGCGAUUCUGCACACGGUGGCGCUAUUCGGCCCCAUGACCGGCUUCAUGCUGGGAUCCUUCUGCGCCAAGCUUUAUGUGGACAUCGGAUUCGUGGAUCUGGACAGUAUUACCAUCUCGCCCCAGGACAGCCGAUGGGUCGGCGCCUGGUGGCUCGGGUUCCUUAUUGCUGGGGCGAUAAAUCUAUUAUCUGGAAUCCCGUUCUGUUUCCUGCCCAAAAGCCUGAAAAGCCAAAGUGAAGAAGCGGAAGCUGUUCCAGAGAAAAUGAACACCGACGAGAAGGAGCGGGAUCGCGACAAAGCGACGGUAAAAGGGUUUUUCCUCUCGCUGAAGACGUUACUCUGCUCCCCUCUGUACGCCGUCCUGCUGUGCGUCACCCUCCUGCAGAUGAACAGCUUUUUGGGGUUCAUCACCUACAAGCCGAAGUACAUGGAGCAGCAGUACGGCCAGUCCGCCUCCAGGGCCAACUUCAUCACGGGGGUGUCCACGCUGCCCGCGGCCGCUCUGGGGGUCUUCUUAGGGGGUCUGAUUAUGAAGAGGUACAAGUUUGGGCUCCUGUCUGCGUCCAAGAUGUCGUUCGCGACGUCCCUCGUGGCGUUUCUCCUCUCGCUCUCCGUGUUUGUAAUCGGUUGCGAGAAUAACGACGUGGCCGGCCUUACGGUGGCGUACGACGGGGUUAAACCGUCGGGGCCCCGGGACGGCCUGGCGUUUGCUCCGUGUAACUCUGACUGCGAAUGUUCCCCGAGGCAGUGGGACCCGGUGUGCGGAGAGAAUCGGGUCACAUACAUGUCGGCGUGUCUGGCCGGCUGCAAAUCCUCCACCGGAUCCGGACGGGACAGAGUUUAUUACAAUUGCUCGUGUAUCGGGGCCACAGGCUUCCAGGCCACCAAAUUGUCGGCCACGUUGGGGACGUGUCCCCGGAGCGAGAACUGCUCCAAGAUGUUCCUGUACUAUACGAUAAGCCAGGCCUUCGUCACCUUCAUCUUCGCGCUGGGAGGAUCCGCUACUUAUAUCAUCGUCAUGUGGUCCGUUAGUCCGGAGUUAAAGGCCCUGGCCAUCGGAGUCUAUAUGUUACUGAUCAGAACCCUCGCCGGGAUCCCGGCCCCCAUAUACUUCGGGGCCCUCAUAGAUAAGACGUGUUUGAAAUGGGGAACCAACGCCUGCGGGGGGAAAGGGGCCUGCAGGAUGUACGACGCGGCCUCGUUCAGGAAUACAUUUUUGGGUCUGACGGCUGGAAUCCGCGCUCCCAUUUACAUCAUAUACCUGGGCUUCAUCUACAUGGUAAAGCAGCAGCUCCGGGGGGCCGUCGGAAAAGCCCCACAAACCGCGGGGAGUGUGGAAGAAGCCGCCGGGGUAACCCGCUACGAGAACGAGGCCAGUAAGGAGGAGCGCGAGGCGCUCGGCGCGGAGUCCGGCCUUUAAUGUUUCUAAAUCUGUGUAUUUCUAAUAAAAAGAAUCCAUGUUCUUGUGUA